CGUGAGAGGAGGAACGACGACGAUCGCAUCGCAGAAGAUCGCAUUUGAAACUCGAGUCUUUUUGUGAAGUGAAGUUACGAUUACUGGCCACCAUCGGCUCUUAUCAAGCAGAACUGCCUGGAAAGGUACAUGAAAGUGCAGUGUCCUGUUUGUGUCUGGUAGCAGAUAGCACAGCGGUCGGUUCUAAAAUUGGAAAAACAUCGACAGUGACGAAAGCAGCGGCGUCCAUUAGCGGUGCCCGGGCCGGCCAUCGGGCUGCUGAUAAUAAUGUGCCGUGGCGAGCAAGUGUAAACGAGCAACUCCGGGUCGAUACGCUUCGAAUGCGCAUCCUUUAUCAGUGUGCUCGCUUGAUGUGUUGAUGCGCACUACUGGCACUACGGCGCCCCUUGCAAAGUGCAUUCCUUGGUGCAAGCGAAGCAAAUGGCAGCGAAUUCCGGUCGCCAGUGUGUCGCUCGUUCGGUGUGCGUGUGUCUGUGUUCUUCGGGCUAGGGAUCGCUCGUUAUCAUAAGUGAAAAAAGCGAACAAAAUAAGCAUUUCUACGGGGUGAGCUCAGUGCACUCGGUGACUGAAAAAUAAAAACGGGGCGAUCUCAAUAAUCAGUGCCGCCAGCACAAGAAGUUGCGAAUUGCACUGGUCACUACAUAAACAAGAACGAAAAAAAAACUUGCUGAAACUGCUCCGAAAAGGCAAAGCAGCAAAAACGCCAGCAAACGACGACGACGACACCAGUCGCCAACAGUUCACUCACCACAACCGUGCGUAUCGAGUGUUCCCGUUCCCGUUGAUUAAUCGACAUCGCGGUACCGGCGACAAAAAGGGAUCCUUCCAAAACGCUACCCGAAAAAGUGUGUGUGUUUCUUACUAUUGCGUGCGUGCAUGCGCGUUCGUGUGCUUUUGGUCGCUGGUGUGUGCUGCUGGUCUGUCUCCGAUUCGCUACGAUUCGUUGGAAAAAUUACGGUCGCAGCCCUCUAAUCAAACGGCAUAAAGGGAAAAAGAGUAAAGAUAUAAGUGGCAAAACAGAGUGCACAAGCCGAGUGCGGAAAACGAGUGAAAAACGAGUGAAAAAGUUGAUCAAAAUUGCGCACAACACGCCAAUUGAGCGUAGCAAAACAAAUAUCCAGAAAGCGGGAGGGAGAGCAGAAGAAAAAAAGGCAAAGGCCCCAAGCAUAAGAAUCCUCGUCGGUCGUCGUUGAAGCGCCCAGCGGAAAAAAGGUAAAGAAACGCGCAAAUUGAGCUGUGUGCUAAGUGUGUGCAACGGGUGUGUGUGUGUGUUUUGAUGCCAAAGUGCCGCGAAAGAAACGCGAUUAGGCAAAGUGAAGAAGGCAGAAAACAGCCGACAAAAAACCAGCAGCAGGCUACAACAUUUUUGUCCCAAAAGUGUGUCUCUGUGUGCCUGUGUGUGCCUGUGUGUGCGUGCGUGUGUGAGUGCGUGAUAAGCAUAAAUCGAUUGCAACUCGAUAGCGCCGUCUAGCGCCCUACUCGGAUCCGGUUACCGGUGGCUUUUUGAAAAAUCAACAACAUCCAAGCAAACACGGCAAAGGAAGUCGUUGCCGCCGUUGUCGUCGUUCUGUCAGUUGGAGUGUUAAUUGAAUCGUUUCGAUUGGCAACCCCGGCCUCCGCCGGCCAAACGCUGAUCACCACAAACACAAAAGAUGCUGAAGCACGUGCAGAUAUCACCGAUGCGGAGCCGGGCGGAUUCGCUCUCGAUGCGUUCGUCCACCUCGUGCGCCUCGUCGCUGUGCGGCAGUCCGGAGCCACCGAGCGAUCAGCUCCGAAGCCACUCGAGAGCCUCCAGCUAUUCCAGCCUCAACGAAACCAUUCCCCAGACCACAAUUAAGAUCUACACCGCCUGCCUGCGCCAGGACAUCGAGUACAAAACGUUGGGCAUCUCGUACGACGCGACCAGCAAAGGUGUUGUGCAGCAAGUCCUACGAAGAUGUAAGAUGCGUCAUCGGGAUCCACGGUUGUUCUAUCUAACGAUGGAGGUAACCGUCCGCCGGCCGGGCGUUAAAUCCGUGCUCGAGCUGGACGAUGAAGCCCGGCCGGCACUGCUGCAGGCCUGCCACCCGAAGGGUGACUCCAGAUUUUGUCUCCAGCAAAAACCUGGCGGUCUGAUUCGGGUCCAUACGUCCGCGCUGCAGCCCAACUCCCAGUACAAAUCGCUGCUCAUCUCGGAGGAGACGACCUCGGACGAGCUGCUAUCGCUGCUGCUGUCCUGCUACAACUCGCUGGAACCGGUCGAGCAGUUCUCGCUGUACGAGGUGUGCCCGGGCCAGGAGUACCAGCGGAAGCUCCAUCCGGACGAUCUGCCGCUCAAGACGCAACUGCAGCGUCAGCAAAAGGGCGAAAUCAUGCACUUCCUGGUGCGCCGCAAUCCCAACUAUCCGCGGCGCCGUCAACUGCUCGCUACCAUCGCCGAAUCGAAGCACUUCAUUCGGAACACGCAGGCAGCCAUUGACUCCAGCAACACGGCCAUGGUCGGUGGUCAAUCGCAGCUCCAAACCGCGGCGCAUCCUCUCCACCACCAGCAAUCGCACCAUCCGCAUCAUCAUCAUCAUCAUCAUCAUCGGCUAUCGCUGCAUUCGACGACAACGGGGACAGGAUUCACGCUGGGAACGCUCUGCGGACCGGUUACCUCACCGACCAACUCCUUUAUCUCGGACAUCGUGGAUGGACUGUCGUCGCUGAACGAUCUGCCUUGCGAGACGAACAGUUUACGGCUGACGAAGAACAGCUCCUCCUCCUCCUUCUUCCGACCCUCGUCACUCGACGAUUCGACCGCCUCGACCGACUCGACGGACUCCACGGAAUCCUCCUCCUCGUCCUGUUCCUCCUUUUCCUCGCUUUCGUCCGAUUCUUCCUCCUCCUCCUCCUCGACGGCUUCUUCGUCGGCCGCCGAGCUUACCUUCGCCGAGGAUGAACACGAGAUCGAUACGGACACGGAUACGGAUACUUCCACCUUGCGACGUCAAUCCGAUAUCGCGACACUCAAGAGGCAGCAUCAGCAACAGCAGCAACAAAACAACAACGAAGAAGCGGCACCAUGCCAGCAGUGCCCCACUAAACCGCUGCCGCCGCCGGCCAUCGCAUGGCGUCACUCGGAACCGGCUCCGGAAUUGACGGCGCCACCGGAGAUCAAAAGUAAAAACAGUGCCCAACACCAGCAGCCACCGCCACGGCCGGCUAAAUCGUCGACCAUGCUGGCGGCACUUAGUAAACCCUCGCUACCCGCCUCACCGUUGGCCGCUCCCUCGUACAACCCGGUCUACAACAUCCGCGAGAUACGCACCGUGAGCCAAUCGUUCUCGGCACUCGGUAUCGACAAGAAGCUGGUCGAUAUUCGUUCGCCGGUGAGCGCCGGUACGACAGCUGCUGGUGCUGGUGCUGGUGCUGGCGUUGCUGCUGCUGCUGCUCCUACGGUUCGUAGUUCGGUCGUAAAAGAAAUGGUUAAUACGGAUCCGGCGAAAGGUGUCGGAAACUUUGUCUACAUCUAGCCGUUCCGUCCCCGGUAUUCCGUGCGUCUUUAUAUCGUCCUAGUCUUGAUAGUAGCGCUGGUGGUAGUAGUAGUGCAAGCCUGAACCUGCAAUAAACCUAAGAAACUGUGACAGUUAGGCCACCGCGGCAUGGGGUUGCGGGGUGGCGGCAACAGCAUAAAGCACCCCUUGGGAUGGGCUCCAUACAGCGUCGCGUUUGUUGAGUGGUAGAGCAAAGAGAGAGAGAGAGAGAGAGAGAGAGAGAGAGAGAGAGAGCUAGAGAGAGAGAGAGCGCAGAAUGAAAGGAAUGGGCCCGAUGGUUCCAUUUUAUCGCCCAAGAAUGAUGUACAGAUUACCAGUUACUGAUGAAAGGAGGACUGCACACAAUUAAGUACAUGCUGCUGGCCAGGACUGUCGCUCAAUGCACACCGAGCCAUGGAACGAGAUUGAUCAAUCCUGGAAACAAUGAACGCUGUAUGCCAAAGAGAUUUUAAACGUUAGAUAGUAGCCGUUAGGGACUAGCAUUUAGUAUGAGCCAGGACGAGAGAGAGAGAGAAAGCAGGAGGGGCCAAUCGGAGUUUGCCCGUUAGCCAAAGCGCCCCAAAUAUCUCCCGGUCCUCCCCCCGGAGGGGGAACACCAAUUCCCCCCCUCAAGCCUCUGGUGGUGUAUCGUGGCGUGACGCCCUGCUCCUCGAAUAUCAUCAUAAAUACCAAAUGAACCAUUUAAGAACCUAUGAAUCUAUCCCCCCGAACUCUCUAUUUAAAGGUGUGUCUACUCGUCUAUAUGUUUGCUUGCUAUCGCUUCUCCGCAUGCCGCAUGGAAUCUAUAUCUUCGUUAAAGUUUGAUUAAAAGUAAAGGAAAGCUUAUCGAAUUAUUCAAAUUAUUGUUUGUUAUCUUCGGUGCAGUUUAUAUUCUCACGUGUUUCGAAUGCCUUUCUCAGCGUAAACUAUUAUCUCUUCUGUCAGAUGUGUAUAGCAACCCGUUUAUGUUG
This is a messenger RNA of Anopheles darlingi, 4465 nucleotides long. RefSeq lists its product as uncharacterized. Bases 1653 to 3494 code for a protein of 613 amino acids. Gene Ontology annotation, biological process: signal transduction; positive regulation of fibroblast growth factor receptor signaling pathway; positive regulation of epidermal growth factor receptor signaling pathway. The transcript has 5 exons. NCBI's taxonomy places the organism in Eukaryota, Metazoa, Arthropoda, Insecta, Diptera, Culicidae. The record is from RefSeq and is a predicted model, not a curated record.